CUCGGCCUCUCCCACAUUCGUGCAGUUAUCGAUCGCUUGCACUCGCGAAUAGACGACUUCCAGUCGUGCCUUGGCUAUGCCAACACGCGGACGACGAUGACGAUGCGCACCACGAUUAUUACAGCAGUGCUCCUAAGCCUGGCUGCAGCCCUCACGCCACCGGCGCGCCCGCCACUGAAAGCGCGCAUCACCAGCGCCUGGCGCGCCCGGGCCGACGCGGAUCCGAAAUUCCGCCAGAAGCUCGCGCUCGAGGCGGCCCUGGCCUGCGCGCUGCAGACGACGGCCGAGGUGCAGCGGCGGGGUAGAGCGUUCGGCCGCGAGGCGGACUACGUCGUGGCCGGCGUGCUGACCGCCCUCGCCGGUAAACUAGUGGCCUCGUUCCAGGCGGCGCCGUCGACCCAAGGCGCCGCGGCCACGAACGCGUUUCAACCCGACGUGCCGUUGCACGCCCGCGUCGGCGCCGUCGUGCGGCCGAUGCCGCGGUUGUUUGGCGUGGGCUUCGCGGCGGCGGCCCUUGGCUACGGCCUGACGGACUGCCUUACGCGCCUGCGCGACCUGUGUGGCAUCGCUGUCGUGGCGCCGCCGCGCGUGCCGAUUCUAGGCGCGGCCGUCUACACGGGUUUUUUCGUCGCGCUGGUGUCGAACGGUUCCUACCAGAUCCUCCAGGGCCUGGUGGAGCGCGGCUGGUGGGGCGACCGGCGGGCGCUCCUCUUCGUCGGCCGCGCGGGACGGUCGCUCAUGGCGUCGGCGCUCGCGAUCCGGGGCAUGCAGAUGUCGGGGCUGCAAGCGGUGACGCUCGCGCCGCCGCGAUGA
Pelagomonas calceolata is the source of this 813-nucleotide messenger RNA. NCBI's taxonomy places the organism in Eukaryota, Pelagophyceae, Pelagomonadales, Pelagomonadaceae. The record is from the annotation of a GenBank genome assembly.